CACCGCUGGUCUCGCGGAUGCUUCUGGUUCGCUCGCGCUUCACUCGCAUGGAUGGGCGCGGCAAUAGUGACCUCCGCUCCUACUUCAAUCACCUUGACGUCAUCGACGGUGCCGCCUCGUUUGCCACUGCUGGCAAAGAAAUCUUCUCCACUCCAUUCUCCUCAGCCGCCGUCGAUGCAAACUCGUUUGCCAUUCCCUGCGCCGUAACCGCACGGUCCACCUCGGUACGCCGCCCAGCGGCUGCCGCAACCAUUGCUGCUGAGUCAGCAAAGAGGAAGCGAGGACGGCCGAGGAAGUACGGUGCGCGGCCAUCUCUCCCUUCCCUACCCACCACUGCAAUGUCCGCUUCAGCCAGGGAUCUUUCAGCGUUGGCGCAACGGUCAUCCCUUAGUUCCUCUUCAAGGAAGAAGGAAGCCACCUCAUCCAACUCUUCAGCUAGGAAUGCUCAGCUAACGGCUCUUGUUGAUGACUAUCGACCAAAUGGAAUCGUACUAUGAUGCAUGGAUGUAGGGAUUGCAGUUCAAAUGCAUGCAUGAACGUGGUUUUCAAAAAUACGUAUUUAUGCCUAGGUGACCAGGAAAGGGCUUCUUCUUGCUGGUGAUGAAGGCAAGCCUGAUGACUGUUAGCACAAACCUUUGAAUGGCGAGAAACUUGAAAGUUGAGUUGAAUGAUGUCAAAUGUGACAUAGAAAAAGAUUAAAAGUGACACAUCUACGGCAUUAGGGUCUUUCCAAUGCAGGGUAUCAGAAGGGGUCGAGGAUGGAUCUUGAAUUUUUGUAACUCUCGUACUAUCCAACAUGCGAGCGACUAAGAUUUGGAGUUGGAAUAACAUAGAAGAUUGAAAUUGUCAGUGAAAACAGUUAGUUAUUUUCUACUUCAGGGCAAUUUUCCUGAAGGGCCAGUCUUCCAUAAAUCUUUAUACAAAUAAUUGGAUAAUUACUCUUCUGUAGGAGGCAUGAUCUUGUGCAUGUUUAAAAUCACUGCAGGCAUAGCUGGAUUAGAAGGUAUAGUAUCACUUAAAAGUUCAAUGAUAGUUCUCUCUUUGCUUUACCUUAUUUCUUAAUAGUUCUAUUAUUUAAAUAAUUUAAAUGAGUCCACUACAGGAAUUUAAGCCAUUUCCGACAGAAAAAUCCUCUGCAAAACAACCCAAAUAUGUCGCUAAUCUAGCUUUGUAGUGAAUUUGUGGGGGAAUACAAUCUUACGCUAAAUAUCAUGUCGGAAAAUUAUUUGUGAUGGACAUAAUCUGUUGCAAAUAUUUUGUGGCGGAUUUAUGACGGAUUUGCGGCGGAAAAGUUUCCGUUGGAAACUUAAAAAAAAAAGGAAAAAAAAAACUUAUCAUAUAUAACCAAGGAAAUUGCAGUCCAGUCCGUGAAACUCGUAUGGCAUGCCAAGUCAUGAGGUUAGCAAAGUCCAGUUCGUUGAACCCGCGGAGCAGUGUGCCUAACCAAGAUGCCCGUGAAGCAAGUUUGUGGAAAUCUGUGCAGCGUGCAAAGGCAGGAGGCCCGCGACACGGCCUGUAAUGAGUAGCGAGCCCACGAAAUGACCCACAAUCACGCCUGUUCAUCGGUUGAGAUAUUGCUUUGCUUAUAAAAAGCAAAACACAUCUUUGCAUAGGCAAUGUGGGACUAAGUUGAAGAGAAAGGGGAAGGAGGUAGACCAACUACGUUGGCUUGUAAUAUUUUUAAUUAACUAAGUUAAUUACUUGGUUAAUUUAACUUAUUUAAUUACUUAAUUUAAAUUUAAUAUAAUUAACUAAUUUAAACUUAAAAUUUUA
Dendrobium catenatum is the source of this 1773-nucleotide messenger RNA. Its product is annotated as AT-hook motif nuclear-localized protein 11. The transcript is spliced from 2 exons. Gene Ontology annotation, molecular function: minor groove of adenine-thymine-rich DNA binding. The coding region runs from base 18 to 497 and encodes 159 amino acids. The record is from RefSeq and is a predicted model, not a curated record. NCBI's taxonomy places the organism in Eukaryota, Viridiplantae, Streptophyta, Magnoliopsida, Asparagales, Orchidaceae.